Messenger RNA from Cladophialophora yegresii CBS 114405, 2559 nucleotides. RefSeq lists its product as uncharacterized. Gene Ontology annotation, molecular function: DNA-binding transcription factor activity, RNA polymerase II-specific; DNA binding; zinc ion binding. NCBI's taxonomy places the organism in Eukaryota, Fungi, Ascomycota, Eurotiomycetes, Chaetothyriales, Herpotrichiellaceae. Gene Ontology annotation, biological process: DNA-templated transcription; regulation of DNA-templated transcription. The record is from RefSeq and is a predicted model, not a curated record. Bases 1 to 2559 code for a protein of 852 amino acids. The transcript has a single exon.
AUGUCUCACGCUGGAAGUAGCUCCACGUCCCCAUACAACCCGGAUACGUCGGGCGCCCUCUUCAGCCAUGACCAAGGUCCACCGAGAAAGAAGAUGCGCAAGGGAACAAAGAGUUGCUUAGAAUGCCGGCGGAGGAAGAUCAAAUGUACAUUUGAGCCUGGGAGACCUGCCGUAUGCAACGAGUGCUACGCCCGCGGCUCAACCUGCAUUGACCAAGAGCACGGUGAUAUUCAGACAUAUACUCAGGCAGCCUCCGAGCAAUCAUCGUACAGCCUAAGGGAACGGGUCUCCCAGCUCGAAGAUCUAGUCAAACAGGUAUUGCAUCGGUUGCCCGAGAGAGGCGCCGGUACCAGUGCUGAGGCCGAUGGGGACGGCGUGCCUUCGGGGACAGAGUCAGACAAGAGCCACGUAGACGCUCAGGCCGCCGAGGUCCUGAAAAGCCUUAAGAGUUCGUUGCGGCAGACGGACGCCAGCAUCGAAGAGUCCAUCCUCUUACCGGGCGGCCUUCGCGACGAUGCGCCCGCUCUGACUUUGUUUGACAACGCCGUCAUUGAACGGAAGGAGAGCCAACCUGUUGUCUCACGCGCGCAAUACAACAAGACCAAAACCCUUUUGGCCGCCCUGAAUAAGUUGCUACCAUCUGCGAGUGACUUGGAGGUUAUCCUCGAACAGUCGCACGAAUGGUGGACAAUAUGGAAGAAGAUGUUCCCCGAAAUCACAGACAGUCGGUGCGAAACCAUUAAAGAAUCAGUCUCACAUUCUCUACGGUCGGAGAAACCGGCGGAGCUGGCGAAGAUUAUGCUCUGCAUAGCCAUCAGCAUUCAUCAGCUGCCCAACCAUUUCGACUGGUCGAGGUUACACAUCAAGGAGGAGCCGGCAGAUCUGAUGGAGCGCUACAUUGCGACUGUCGACAAGCUGAUCACUUCGGACGAUGAAAUCGCCGCGACCUUGGACGGCAUUGAAUGCAUGAUGCUGGAGGCCAAGUACCACGUCAAUAUGGGCCGACCGCGUCGUGCCUGGCUAUUAUUCCAUCGAGCACUCGCAUUUGCUCAACUACUGGGGAUCCACAGGUUGGCGGCACAAGCGGACAGGACCUCUCUGGAUUACCAACGGUCACUUAACAUCUGGUGCCAUCUGGUCAUCGGUGACAGGUAUCUGUCGCUUCUCCUGGGCCUGCCAUAUUCGGUCAGCGAGAGCUUCGUAACCCCGUACAUUUCGGCAGCUGCAUCUCCACCCAACUCAGUCAACGAUGGAGAGUACUACGCGGGCAAGAUGGUACCCAUCAUAACUAAAAUGAUCGACCGUAACCAGAGUGUCGUGCCCAUGGGGUACUCGGCAACGCUACGACUGGACCAGGAACUGGAAGAGUUGCACAAUGCUCAAGAUCCAUCCUGGUGGAGCCUAGAACUCAUCCCCGGGGCUCGCGCCGAAGACCAUUUCGAUCGGUUAUCCGCGCAUUUCUACCAUCACCAAGCCAAACUUCUCCUCCAUAUGCCCUUCAUGCUUCGCUCCUCGACAGAUAAGAGAUACCAAUAUUCCCAUAGUGCAGCACUAGACGCCGCCAGGGAAAUGAUUCGUGUCUACGAGGCUCUUCGGACAAACCAGGCCGUUGGACCAUUCAUCUGCAAGUUGAUUGACUUUCAAGCAUUCACUGGCGCCAUGCUCCUGCUCCUGAAUUUAUGCGGCUACUCGCAACGCCACCGUGGGAGCACCGCCCAGCAAACCGACCUCGAGCAAGAUCAGAAGGACUCGGACCUUAUCGACAAAACGAUCGUCUUGCUGAAAGACGCUGCCAAGGAGCCAGGCGGCGUCGUGGCCGCGCAAAGCGCCCAGGCGAUGGAAAUGCUAGCUCGCGUACGGGAAGGGUGCGAUGACGAUGGCAAAGCCGAAUGCCGAGGCGAGACAUGUCAAGUGUCAAUUCCCUACUUUGGCACCAUUUCCAUCGGCACAGGGAAGCAUUUCGUGCCUAUCAAGCCCGGGACGUACGUGCAGCGGACCUCGGGCGGCGCAGCCGUCAACACGACCACUAGAGCCGGCGGCACCAUGACAAACACAGGACUGCCCACACCACCGUCCGUUUCUUCGAACAGUACACAGCCUUCCCCUCUCUCCACGACCCUCGACCAGCAUUCCUCCCAUCCUCAACCAUACGCGCAGGCUGUUGGUGCCUCGUCGUACGCAUCAACGAACUACGUCGCGCCAGGCCUCGAUCAAUGGCCGGACGCCACAGACUCGAUCUCAGACGACCCCUUCAUCACAUUCGACAGCUUCAUGGCGUUCCCACCACAGCCGCCCACCGAUGUCCCCACGGCAGGCGGCGUAAGCAUAUCGUCCAGCGGGAGUGGGUUCACGCCUCAGCCAAUCCAAGGCAGUCCGUACAAUCCCUCUUCAGGCACGCCUAAUCAGCAUCAUGAUAUGAACGCCUCUGUGGCGAGCGGAGGGCUGGCUGGACUUGCUUCAUCCGGGUUUCCUUUUGGGAGCUUCCCCUUUGGACAGUCGGGCGUCGACCUAGAUCAAGGCUGGAAUUGGUUCGGGGUGGACGCGCCAGCCAUUCAGUAG